Eremothecium cymbalariae DBVPG#7215 is the source of this 609-nucleotide messenger RNA. RefSeq names its product Yar1p (gene YAR1). The coding region runs from base 1 to 609 and encodes 202 amino acids. The record is from RefSeq and is a predicted model, not a curated record. Gene Ontology annotation, molecular function: protein binding. Lineage: Eukaryota; Fungi; Ascomycota; Saccharomycetes; Saccharomycetales; Saccharomycetaceae. The transcript has a single exon.
AUGGGUUUGCACGAACUUCCGUUAGAUCCAGAAGACCAGGAAUCCGUUGUAUUAGAUGCAAGGGCUGGUGACCUGGAAGGGUUGAAGGAAAUCUUCACACAAGUGAUCCAUCCCAAGCUGCUGGUUAGCUGCAGAGACCCAACAACCAAGUCUACUCCGCUACACAUGGCUGCUGCUAAUGGACACCUGGACGUGGUGAAAUACUUACUCUCACUGGUACAACCAUCAUACCAGGCAGAAUGGGUGAACAUGCAAAAUGAAACAGGUAACACAGCGUUACAUUGGGCAUCGCUCAACGGAAAUCUCGACAUCGUAAAACUGCUGUGUGAAGAAUACAAAGCCAAUCCAUUCAUCAGGAACAACUUCGACCAUGACGCCAUUUUCGAAGCUGAGAAAAGUGGCAAAGAAGAAGUGGAAACAUAUUAUCUACAGAAGUAUGAUGUCGAACCUGAACAAGACGAGAACCAAGAGAUGACCUCCUCAGCCAAGACAGGCUCCAUCAAUCCAUCAAACGUGGAAAUCACCGAGGGCACUGAAAUUGAACAAGCCAACAAAGAAGCAACAGAGGCUCUAACAGAAGAAACCAGUAACAUGAAGCUCUCUGAAUGA